AUGAAUGAAACCGAGUGGGUGUUUCUGCUGAUGCUGUCGCGUACUCUUUCUCCCCCAGGUGCCGGGGUUUGCUGCCCCCCAGGCUGGAUUUCCUUCCGGACCAACUGUUACUGGGAUUCCAGAGCGGGGAAGUCCUGGGAAGACGCCAAGAGUGACUGCGAAGAUAAAGAUUCUCACCUGGUGAUCAUCAACUCCUACGAGGAACAACUGUUUGUAUCACAGCACGUGAGGCCGCGGUUCACGUGGAUUGGCCUGACGGAUGCCAGUGGCAGCUGGAAGUGGAUCGAUGGGACACCGUACACGAUUCGCCCAGAGGACUGGCGUGACGAACAGCCGGACAACUGGUACGGCCACGGCCUUGGCGGAGGGGAAGACUGCGCUCACUUGCAUGACGACGGGCGCUGGAACGACGACCACUGCUCCCGCCUCUACGGCUGGGUUUGUGAGAUGGAGGCAGGCAGUUAAGCAACAUCACAGCGCAAGGAGAGCCCUGCUGGAUCUGACCAUUUAGGUUCCAUUCGUCUCACACAGUGGCCAACCGGUUGCCCCGGAGGGCCAACAUCUGGGCCUAGAGGCCUUGGACUUUUCAGCCUUUCCUCACGGGACACGGGGGCUCCAGCCCUGCAUUAUCCUGCCCAACCGUUCCCCUUCCCCUGAAGAGAGAGAAGUCUUGCUGUCCCUCAGCCCAAAAGGAUCCUGACGACCAAACCCUUUGACACAUCCUGGGAAGAGACCGUUGCCGUGUGCUGCCUCUCACAACAGAGGCCUUCUUCUCCUUCCUCACAAUCUUGUGCCUACUGUGCUGCAGAACUGAAGCCCAACUCUCUGGCAGCGGGGAUGAUUCCGACUGCUUGCGGGGUUGGAUCCUGCGGAUCCACAAGGGGCUGCACUUUUCCCCCUUGGAGGAGCACUACCACCAUUCGUGGAAUGGAUCCCUGGGAUGAUCG
Messenger RNA from Gekko japonicus, 947 nucleotides. RefSeq names its product asialoglycoprotein receptor 1 (gene ASGR1). Bases 1 to 465 code for a protein of 154 amino acids. The record is from RefSeq and is a predicted model, not a curated record. NCBI's taxonomy places the organism in Eukaryota, Metazoa, Chordata, Lepidosauria, Squamata, Gekkonidae. The transcript has 3 exons. Gene Ontology annotation, biological process: biological process involved in interspecies interaction between organisms. Gene Ontology annotation, molecular function: D-mannose binding; fucose binding. Gene Ontology annotation, cellular component: external side of plasma membrane.